UUGCGAACACAGAGAAAGAGAAAGAGAUAAGGGUCUGUAGAGAGACAAAGACAGAGCGCAAGUUGGGCAGGGGUACAUAGGAAAAAGGCUUUCAUUCAAGUACAUAAAAGCUCGAACAUCGAGAACUUCGAUUCUGUGGAGCUUAUAGCAUAUUUUCCUCAUUUAAUCUUAUUCACAAUUGAUUUUUCUGAAUUCUAAUCGGUUAACUAGUCGCCGUGAACAAGAAUGUCGAGCUCCUCGGAUAUUGCAGACUCUGGAAGGUUUACCGGGCAGAGAGCGCCGGCGAGGGGACCGGAGAAGUCGAGUUUCUCUCAGACGUGCAGUCUGUUGAGCCAAUACAUAAAAGAGAAGGGCAAGUUUGGAGAUCUGAGUCUCGGGAUGACAUGCAGUCUGGAAGGAAACGGCACACCCGAAUCGCUCCGCCAGACAGCGACAACAACGACGAUGAAUUUAUUUCCAAUGACGGAAAGAUCUGCUGGGGUUUCCGGCAUUCCCGCCCGAAAUAUGAAUCUUAAGUCCAUGAAUUUGUUCCCUCAACAAGCCGGUUUUGGUUCCUCUGUUUCUAAGGAUGAUGCCCCAAAGAUAGUUAAUUCCAGUGUAAAGAAGUCCGGAAACGUGGAGCCCCAAACAGCUCAAAUGACUAUUUUCUACGGUGGCCAAGUGAUCGUGUUCAAUGAUUUUCCGGCGGACAAGGCAAAGGAAGUCAUGCGCUUAGCUGGCAUGGGAAGCUCCCCAGUCCCAUCUACAACAGUCAAAAAUCCAAUUGAUGCCGGCGGCAUGGCUCCCUCCACCCCCAACGUUGUUCCUAAUUUCGCAAACAGCUUGAUCCAAGAGCGCAUCCAAAGACCGGCUCAACCAGUUGCUUGUGAACUACCAAUUGCAAGGAAAGCUUCCCUCCACAGGUUCUUGGAGAAGAGAAAAGAUAGGAUCACAGCAAGAGCACCAUACAAUAUAAGCAACUCUCCUGCAGGCCCUCACAAACCUGCUGAAAGCAAGUCAUGGCUGGGCUUGGCUGCCAAAUCUCCAAAGUAGUUUCAGCCCCAGUUAUAAUCACUUAAAUUUUGUUUCUUUUGGCUUAUUUAUAAAUUAUGUAGCUAUUUAUGUUCCUAGUGUUUUUUUCAACUCCCUCUGUUAGGGUUUUUUGGGCUUCAUUCAGCCUCUUGUAGACCUACCUUAGAUCUAAGUUCUAACACCCUAUCAAUCUUACUAUUAGCUUCUGUAAUUAACCUUAAUGAGGAUAUGUCUCAUUAUUGAUACUUUUGAAUGAAUCAAGCAUUCCACUGUUGAUUUUUUUGGGCA
Molecule: messenger RNA, 1299 nt
Organism: Vitis riparia (riverbank grape)
Lineage: Eukaryota; Viridiplantae; Streptophyta; Magnoliopsida; Vitales; Vitaceae
Product: protein TIFY 10A
Exons: 5
Coding region: 226-1032 (268 amino acids)
Biological process (GO): regulation of defense response; response to wounding; regulation of jasmonic acid mediated signaling pathway
Cellular component (GO): nucleus
Source: RefSeq, a predicted model, not a curated record